Molecule: messenger RNA, 768 nt
Organism: Gongylonema pulchrum
Lineage: Eukaryota; Metazoa; Nematoda; Chromadorea; Rhabditida; Gongylonematidae
Source: the annotation of a GenBank genome assembly
UAUAGCACGGAUGGUGAUGCUGAAGUGCGUGAAAAAUGUUAUAUGGGUCUUGGCGCGGUAAUGCGUGUGCUUGGUGAGAAGCAAGCGACUGCUGCUAUUGGCGAGGUACUAAGUGACAAGGGGAAGUCAACGAAAAUAACAGAGUACUGUAAGAAAGCAGAACAAGAGUAUCAAAGGUACCAAAAGACGAGAAUCGAACGCGGCCCUGCUGAAGCAGAUGAGCCGAGCGGAUCCGGAGAAAAUGAAGUGAGCCAGAAAGUAACAGAUAGCAGCGAAUUUCAAGAUAAGUCUACAGUUGAUGCAUGGAAUUCACUAGAAGAGACAAAAAUCAGCGAGGUGCUGCCAAAAAAUAUGGAAGAAAUGUUGACUUCAGAAAGCUGGAAAAAAAGAGUGGAAGUACUGGAGGCGUUGCUGGAUGUUUUGAGAAGCAACCCGCGACUUGAUCGUACAGAAAAUCACACCGUGCUCAUCAAUGUGCUGUGCAACGCACUCGAGAAAGAUGCCAAUGUUAGUGUAGCAGCACUUGCAGCAAAAUGCAUCACAGCUUUUGCACAGGGAUUGCGCUACGCAUUUUCUCGACAUAUACCAAAUAUAUACGUUGUCGCGUUUGAAAAAUUCAAGGAAAAGAAGGAAUUGCUGCGCAAACCGCUAAUUGAACUGUGCGACACGCUUGCAUUAUUUGUAAGUGAAAUUGCAUGGAGCAUAAAGUGUUUGGAGAAAAGAGAGCGAUUUUCUGAGGAUAGAAUUACAGUAAUUGUUUUCUUUUGA